Messenger RNA from Pteropus alecto (black flying fox), 1183 nucleotides. Its product is annotated as U3 small nucleolar ribonucleoprotein protein IMP3-like. Gene Ontology annotation, molecular function: snoRNA binding; structural constituent of ribosome; rRNA binding. The transcript has a single exon. Lineage: Eukaryota; Metazoa; Chordata; Mammalia; Chiroptera; Pteropodidae. Gene Ontology annotation, cellular component: small ribosomal subunit; small-subunit processome; Mpp10 complex. The record is from RefSeq and is a predicted model, not a curated record. Gene Ontology annotation, biological process: rRNA processing.
UAUUUUUCUUUUUUAGCCUCAAACAGAUUUCUCUGUCAGAAAGAGAAGCUGAGGAGUAGGGGGUGGGGGAAUUGGAUAAAGGUGGUCAAAUGUACAGGCUUCCAGUUGUAAGAUAAAGAGUCCAGGCUUUCUUAGGCUUGGAUCCUGCGGCUCUAGCAGCUAUAAUCAUGGUGCGAAAGCUUAAAUUCCAUAAGCAGAAGCUACUGAAGCAGGUGGACUUCCUGAACUGGGAAAUCACUGACCACAAUCUGCACAAGCUGCGUGUGUUGUGGCAUUAUGUGCUGCAGUGGCAGGAGGACUACACGUGCUACCACCAGCUGAGCCGUUCUGUACAUGAGCUGGCGUGGUGCCUGUGCGACCUGCCCCAGGGCGACCUGUUUCGCAUGCGUGCCUUGACCGCACUACUGGACAAGAUAUAUGCUCUUGGUCUGGUGCCCACGCGUGGUUCACUCGAGCUCUGUGACUUCGUCAUGGCCUCGUCUUCCUGCCGCUGCCUGCCCACCGUGCUCCUUAAGCUGCACAUGGCGCAUCACCUCCAGGCCACCGUGGCCUUUGUGGAGCAGGGCCAUGUGCACGUAGUCACUGACGUGGUCACCUAAACCAGGCUUGUCACGCGCAGCAUGAAGGAUUUCGUCACCGGGGUUGACUCAUCCAGGAUCAAGUGGCUCGUGCUAGAGUACAAUGAAGAAGAGCACUAUGACUUCGAUCUGGAAGCCUAGCUGGUCUCCUCCCCCUUUCCUGCCACAGUUGCACAGGGAUUUGCAUUUUGUAGAUGGGGAAGCUGAGACCUAAUGCUGAAGGCGCUCUCUCUAAGAGUGUGUCAGCCAAUCAAUCGUUGGUUCAUAAGAACUUGGCGCCUCAGCUGCAGGCCAUGCAUAGAGCCAAAGGGUAUACCCCUGUUUUCCACAAAAUGAUAUUAGUCCAUGGACUAUUGAUAAUUAAAUGACUGUCUUGAGACAAUGGGAAGUGGUUUUGUGCUGAGCUGGGAAAUUGUUAGAUCUUGUGCCAGAAACAUUGUAGUGUGAAAGAACUUUGCCCCCACUUCUCUUUAUUAUCUUGUUGCAGGACAGUUUGGUGCAAUUUAUUUAACUCAGAUUCUUACUCCUGAUUGUUAUUAAGCUACAUAUAGACGAUGGAGAGAGUUUGGUCUCAAGUUUUCAUAAAGUGGAUGAGACUUUAGUGU